Molecule: messenger RNA, 3339 nt
Organism: Crotalus tigris (Tiger rattlesnake)
Lineage: Eukaryota; Metazoa; Chordata; Lepidosauria; Squamata; Viperidae
Gene: HOXD1
Product: homeobox D1
Exons: 2
Coding region: 28-879 (283 amino acids)
Biological process (GO): regulation of transcription by RNA polymerase II
Cellular component (GO): nucleus
Molecular function (GO): DNA-binding transcription factor activity, RNA polymerase II-specific; RNA polymerase II cis-regulatory region sequence-specific DNA binding
Source: RefSeq, a predicted model, not a curated record
CUUCUUCCUCCGGGGGGGGGGAGAACCAUGAACUCUUUCCUGGAGUACCUGUCGCGGGGCGGGGACAGCUCGAGUUUAGUUGGGAAGUUUAGCAGCGCAGAGCCCGGCAGCGUGGCUUUGCGGCCGCCCUGCGCUCUGUCAGCCAGCGGGGACGGCGCUUACCCGGGUCCUACAGCGGGAAGCUUGCCGGACUUCUCCAAGCGCUUGGCGGCGCCGCCGCUGCUACAGCCGCAACAGCUGGCGCCCUGCGCGCUUACCUCGAACGUUUUCCCCUCAGCCGAGCUCAACCUGCUCUGUCCCGAGGCGCCCUCCGCAGCCCCAGAGGGGAGCGCCCCGGUGCAUUAUGCCACGUCCAUUUUCCCGGGUUGCGGCGGCGGCGGCGGCGGCGCAUACCUGCAAAUGGAUUAUACCGCCCUCGCCGAGACUUUUCAGCCUUGCCCCAAGGAUGCGCCUCUGCGGCCGCCGCCCCCGGACUUUUGCACCAAGGCCAGCGGCCAAGCGGCGGCCAGCACUUUCGAGUGGAUGAAAGUCAAGAGGAACGCUCUCCCUAAAAGUAAACCCACAGCUUGUGGGUCUUCCAGUCUUCCUAGUGUGGUAAGAACCAAUUUCAGCACUAAGCAACUGACCGAAUUGGAGAAAGAGUUCCAUUUCAAUAAAUACCUCACCAGAGCCCGGCGUGUGGAAAUAGCAAAGUCUCUGGGCCUCAAUGACACUCAAGUGAAAAUCUGGUUCCAAAAUCGGAGGAUGAAGCAGAAGAAAAGAGAAAGGGAAGGAAUAGUGAUUCCUGGAGUACCUACUCAAGUCUCUCCUUCGGUAUCCAGCCCCAGACAUUCAGGGAUGUGCUCUGUGACCCCUUCUCCUACCAAAACCUCACCUUAAUAUUAUGGCAUUACGAUAAUACUGAGAAUUGAUACAGAUGCAUGAUACUGAAAAGACUCAAAAUCUUCAAAAGCAAAAUCACACAGCUCUGUAAUGUGUGAAAUCAUGCAUAUUUGAAUUCAAGGCAUAAAAGAAGACAAUACUUGCACUAAGUUUUACACUGACCAUGGAAAAAGUCCAUUGUAUAGAAUGAAAACCUGCUGCUUUACACAGAACUGAUUCAAGGCACAAAAGGCAUAUGAUAUGUUUACAUUUUAUUUAUAUGUAUUUUCAGGGAAAGCUGCUUUCAGCUUCUAUAUGCUGCUAAACUUUGUUGCUGGCCUGGCUGAGUUUAUUUACAGGCUGAUAUUAUAUUUGUUUACUUAAAAAGAAACCCCUUCGGACUGAUGUGGGGGAUUCUACAAAUAAAACCAAAGAUAGGGAAUAACUCAUGGAUGGAAUCUAUUCUGCACCGAUUUUAAAUCUAUUUUAGUCCAACCAAUCUGUGGUUUUUAAUUCGAAUAUAAUGGGUUCCACUAGGUCUAGGACGUCCCCAUACAACUUCUUUGAGGUAUCUGUAUGGAAACACAAUCAUUAGCAGGACAGCCAUCGGGAUGUUUUGAUUCCUUUUUGUUUAUGAGGAUCAAGCAAUGAUGCUUCUUAAAAAUGAUACUUGUUAGAAAGUUCUGGCAGUAGACUGAUUUAAAAUACUUUGGUUUAAAGUUGGGUGAGGGAGAGAGAGGAAAAAAACAAAUGGGUUUAGAUUAUUAUUUAUUGCAUUGAUAUAUACCAAGAUAAAGUGUAGUAGUUAACACAAUUCCAAAGCAAAGGACCCCAAGCUUUUUUUGUUUUUUGUUUUGCUUCAUCACCUUGUUCUUCUCAGGCUAUGCAUUAACUAGCUUCGGUUUUGUUUUGAACUAGGUGCUUUAAAAAUACAUGAGCAUACAUACAAAUAACAUAGUCCAGUGAAUCAGUCUACAGGAUAUGUUGUUAAAAUUCUAUUUUAAUUUUGAACAGCAGAAACAAUUCAUAGUAGUCAUGUUCAUAGUUGAACAUUGAAUUGUAAUUCUGAGAGAACUUCCACCACACAGGGAAUAACAAGCAUUGCUAAAGGAAUAAAGGCAAUUUCCUCAGAAGAUAAUGUUAAUGAAAAUUCCAGAUUUGCAAUGUAAUCUUCAAGCAGGGUCAGAGUAAAGUCCUGGUUUCAAUUAUGGAGAACUAUUUAAUUAUCAAAUUUCUGAAAGUUCCCUUUUCUGAGAAAAUUCACUUUUUUUUAGUAAAUCCUUGAAAUUCUUAUUCUGAGAAAAAAUUAACUGAGUAUGAAUAUGGUGAGAGAAAUAUCUGGCAUUAAAUCAAAUAUCCCAUGUUCAUCCUUUGAGGGAAAGAGAACUGAGAUGAUAGAAAAGUGAAGAAAGCACUGUGUCUCAGGAAAUACGUGUAAAUAGAGAGUUGCCUUUUAUUCUUGUAUGUGAACCAUUUAAGAUGAACAUUAUGAUUUUAAUAGAAGUUCAAUUGAUGAAUAAACUUUGAGAACUGUUUACAUGCUGUUGCCAUUAAGUCUGUGGCAAUCUUGGUUUUUAAUUUCAUGCUAAUCAGCAAUUUGAAAAAGAGAGAGCCCUCUGAGACUUUUGAUAUUUCAAAAAGUCUCCAGGCUCCCAUUCCAGAGUUCUUCUGAGGAACAUGAUGUGUUGCUAGAAGAGGGUUUACAGCUGCAAGCAAAAAAAAAAAAAAAAAAAACAAGUUAUAACAGCCUGAUCCAGAAUUCAUGUAAGGAAGCCCUUGGGCACUGAAGCUAAUUAAACCCAUUACCAAAUAGUCAAAAUAAAUCAUAACUCAAAGACUUAACUGGAACAGAAAUAAAUCCAUUUAAGCAAACUGGAAUUGUCAUUGACUUGUGAGUACAAAUGAAUUGCUCAAGGAUUAGGGUGCUCACUGUUUGUUGAAGACUUACAUUAUAAGUCAUAUCAGAUUGCUGUACUUGACAGAAGUAUAUCUGAACUCUUCCUGCCCUGUAAUAUCAUGGGUACAGUCAGGUCAAUAUUUUAGUGGCCUCACUUAAAUAAUUACACUUUCCAGAGCAGAAACUGAGGGUUAUUUUUCCCACAGUGGAAAAAAAAGUCUUUGAUAGUCCUAAAAAUGACCAUAACUGUUAGACAUGGUGGAUUGUAUAUUUCACUGUAUUUGGAAAAGUUUUGUAUUAUCUGAUUAUUGCUUCCAUUAUUUUUGACUUUACACUUACGCAGUAUGAUUCCAGGUUUAUAGAGAAUCUGCCUCAGUGUGUUCAUGAGCUAUGCUAUCAAUUUGAGCUGCAAUUCUGUAUAGAGAGUAAGAUCUUUGGCCCCUAGCGAGACUUAUUUCUGUAACCAUGCAUAGCUUCUUUGAUCAAACAGGAAUGUCAGUACAGGACUUUUUAUAACCCCUUUGCUUUCUUGUUUCCUCCUUUGACCUUUCCAAUAAAAUCUACUUGAUGUUUUAGACCAU